Molecule: messenger RNA, 240 nt
Organism: Medioppia subpectinata
Lineage: Eukaryota; Metazoa; Arthropoda; Arachnida; Sarcoptiformes; Oppiidae
Source: the annotation of a GenBank genome assembly
AUGGCUGACUCUGCAGGAAACGAAGCCUCACUUCCGAUGGAAAUGUGCUCUAAUUUCGACGCGGACGAGAUCAAGAGACUCGGCAAACGCUUCCGCAAACUCGAUCUCGACAACAGCGGCUCCCUUUCCGUCGAUGAGUUCAUGUCUUUACCAGAACUUCAACAGAACCCUCUCGUCCAACGGGUGAUCGACAUCUUCGACACCGACCGCAACGGAGAGGUCGACUUCAAAGGUUUGUGA